Molecule: messenger RNA, 9872 nt
Organism: Triplophysa dalaica
Lineage: Eukaryota; Metazoa; Chordata; Actinopteri; Cypriniformes; Nemacheilidae
Gene: agrn
Product: agrin
Exons: 38
Coding region: 1700-7624 (1974 amino acids)
Biological process (GO): central nervous system development; negative regulation of serine-type peptidase activity; receptor clustering
Molecular function (GO): calcium ion binding; serine-type endopeptidase inhibitor activity; laminin binding
Source: RefSeq, a predicted model, not a curated record
AGAGGGAGGCACGAGCGUCCGUGCCGUGAGGAUGUGGUAAACGCUCGCUGUUUAUUAUUUAUCGUAACAGAGAGGUGGACCGAGUGUCAUUAGCCAGUUUGGGUUCUCUUUUUCUGCUUUUCUUUCUCACUCUCCACUCAUUUCCGAGCGCCGCUCCCUGGUCACUGCUCUCUCUCUUUCUCUCUCUCACCGGCUGAGAAGCGCUCGCUGAACGCAGGCUCGCGCUGACAGAGUACCUGCUGCCUGGGGGAUUUCUGACAUGAAUAGCGCAGAUCAGUGUGUAUGUUUUGGCUGGCACUGAACACUUCCUCUGAGGAUCAGCUGGAGCCAGUCUGAAUCCAGGACACAAGGAGAGACACCAGGAGAAGAGCGGAGGAACGGAAUGGAUGCUUGACAAAGUGCAGCGGAGAGGGCUCUGGAUAGCUUCUGACUGCAAAUUAAUCAAAAUGAAACCGGUACUUUUUCAGAGAGACAAGCAAUUUAACUAAGUGCACUGAGCUGUUUUUCAGUUGGCUACUAAAAGGACGUGGAAAUACUAGGCUGUCUAAACCAGUUUGUUUUGCACGUUCACUCGCAAUCUCAGCUGUUCUCCGUAUCUCGUUUCCGGAUGCCCGAACAGAGGAACGCGCCUUCCCGACAUAUGUUCUAAGGGAUGGGACUACUCACUCGACACCUAUAACUUUCCACAGCGUGUGUCGUCUGUAGCACCUUCCACUGAUAAAAAAAUUGUGGCUCGUUACCAGAAAGGAGUUGUGUUUUGAAGGGACCACGUGGAGGGGGUUGCUCUCUUGGGCAUAUGGUCGAACUGAUCCAAGACAGCUGCAGACUCUCGGUGGGAUAAUUAUUCAUUCUUUCAGGAGGUCCAGCCAGGGGUCAGGGGUUAGAAAAGUUUUAAAUCUCAACUUUACGACUGAAGACGAGCCAUAGUGUUGCAGUUCUGCCACGGCUGUGUGUGUGGUACAAUUUGUAAGAUUCUUUGGUGUGUGUUUGGAGAUGAAAGGUUAAUGACUCUAAUUGCCGCCUGUGAGCAACAAAGCGUUUCCCUGGGCAGACUGCUAGCAUGAUGCUCAGCCACACCCGCAGUCGAACCUGACACAUGCCACCCGGAGACCAGCCUGGCAUCAUCUUGUGGAUGGCGCGCACAGACAGGUGGCAGCGCAUCUGAAGCCACAGAGGGGGAGUCAGUGUGCCGUAAUAAAUAGAAGGACCAUUUAAGACGAUUCAAGAGCCAGUUCAUUACUAAUUCACAAAGUUCUGCGUUUUGUUUGGAUUUAAAGUACAAAGUGCAGCGGAAUUGUUAUUCAUUUCUGUGUGUUGCCAAUCCAGGCCGGAGUCCAGCAGAGCUUUUUUCAGACACACUCAAGCGAACUCACGCGCUAACCUUUCAUGACCAUACACCCCUGUGUUUUGGAAAGUAAUGGAGGGUUUGCGGAAAGGUUGUGGACAUUAGGGACGGGACGCAGCCUCCCGUGGUGGAUGUAAUUUGGGAACAAAAUGCGUUGCUUGGAGACUGGUGAAAGCAUUUGCCUACAUUUUUCUGAAAGGAACUGCUAUAAAUCUGUCGAAAAGCGCCACUGGAGUUUAAGCUAACAUUUCAAAAGCGUUUCCGGAUUUCUUUGGUCUUCACCUCCCUUCUUCUCAGAGUCUGUUCAGAACAACUGCCGACUUGGCGUUCUUCAGGGAAAACGCGGAGUGGAGUAUGACCAGUUGUCAGUACCCCACGCCGCCCCCGGAGCGGGACCGCAUGUACCAGCACAAAGUAUCGCUGGUCGUACGGUACUUCAUGAUACCUUGCAACAUCUGUCUGAUACUGCUGGCCACUUCAACGCUCGGCUUCGCUGUCCUGCUCUUCCUCAACAACUGUAGGUCACAGUUAAUGAAACAUGACAUGCAGUAUAAACCGGUUCAUUUCUCCGAAACUGUGCCUCCUGAUGGUUGCCGUGGGAAGCUGUGUGGCUUCGGAGCGGUGUGUGAAAGAGACCCGGCUGACCCAUCUAAAGGAGACUGCGUGUGUAAGAAGACUUCAUGUACAACUGUGGUGGCGCCGGUGUGCGGGUCAGACUCAUCAACGUAUUCCAAUGAGUGUGAGCUGGAGAAAGCCCAAUGCAUUUCACAGAGACGCAUCAAGGUGAUGCGCAGAGGCCCAUGUGCUAUGAGGGACCCAUGCAGCGAUGUGACAUGCAGCUUCGGCAGCACCUGCAUCCAGUCAUCGGAUGGCAUGUCGGCCAAGUGCAUGUGUCCUUUGAGUUGCGAGAACGUCCCCAAGCAAGUGGUGUGCGGCAGCAACGGUCUGGACUACCAAAGCGAAUGCGAACUCAACACGAAAGCUUGUGCCACCCAGAAGAACAUCCGUGUGCAUCACCCGGGCCGCUGCGACCCUUGCAGUGACAACAUAAACAGCGGGAGUGUGGCCUGCCGGGUAGACCCAAAGACCUACAAACCGUUCACCUUUGCGCCAGCCGAGUCCUGCCCACCCGAAAGCACGCCCAUCUGCGCUAGCAACGGUCAGACCUACAAAAGCGAAUGCCACAUGGAUAAGACGGCCAAGCAGAACAACCUAAAGCUCAAGAAGGUCUCUUCAGGCAGGUGCAAAGAGGAAGGAGGAUGCCCGUCUUGUAAGUUCAACGCAGUGUGUUUGCAUGAAAACGGAGAGUUUCGGUGUUCCUGCGACCCCAUACAAUGUGACGGCACGUACAGGCCGCUGUGCGGAAAGGACGGCAAGACCUACAUCAACGAUUGUGAGAGGAAACUCGAAGAGUGCCGGACGAAGACGGACAUUCCCGUUAAACAACUUGGGCCUUGUGAUCUCAACCUGGUGAGCCCCUGCCUGAAGAAGAUCUGCGAGUUCGGAGCGGCGUGCGUGGUGAAGAACGGCGAGGCCGUGUGCGAGUGCUCAGACACGUGUCCGCAGGACCAAGACCCCGUUUGCGGCAACGACGGGCACACGUACCGCAGCUCAUGCCAAAUGAAGGCCAUGGGAUGCGCCCUACAGAAACAAAUACAGAUUCAGCACAAAGGACCAUGUGCGGACGAGUCCUGCACCAACUGCUCAUUUGGCGCGAUCUGCGACACUCAGACCGGCCGCUGCGUUUGCCCCAAAGGCUGUUUGGAGAUGCAACAGCCGGUGUGCGGCAGCGACGGGUUGACGUACGACAACGAAUGCAAGCUGAACGUGAAAGCCUGCACUAAUCAGCUGGAUCUGAAAGUGGUGGCCUAUGGAGAAUGCAAAACCUGUGGCAGCACUGUUUGUAGCUGGGGAGCGCGGUGCGUGCAGAACAAGUGUGAAUGUCAGGAGUGCACAGGUCAGCCGGUUAAACCCGUGUGCGGCAGCGACGGAACCACCUACAACAACGACUGUGACCUGCGCUUGGCUUCCUGCAAGAAACAGAGGAAAAUAGAAGUGGCCAAACCUGGCGUCUGUGAUGAAGAUUGUGGGUCAGGAGGCUCAGGUUCAGGGUCCGAGACCUGCGAGCAGGAUCGGUGUCGAAGGUACGGCGGGUCAUGGGAUGACGACACGGAGGAUGAUCGCUGCAUUUGUGACUUCAUCUGUCAGUCUGUUCCACGUAUUCCGGUGUGUGGCUCAGAUGGGAAUACGUAUGAUAGCGAAUGUGAGCUCAAGAAGGCCAGGUGCGAGAAGCAAAUGGACGUUCUGCUCCAAAGCCAAGGCCCCUGUCCAGAUAUCACGGCACCUCUUCCAGAACUUGGUGCCCCUCAGCACUGCAGCAAAACGGUUUACGGAUGUUGUGAAGACAACAAGACCGCCGCCCUGGGUGUUGGACUGGCAGGGUGCCCUAGUGUGUGUCAGUGUAAUCAUUAUGGCUCAUACGGAGGCACGUGUGACCCUUCCUCUGGCCAGUGCUCCUGUAAACCCGGCGUCGGCGGACUCAAGUGUGACCGCUGCGAACCGGGAUUCUGGAACUUCCGAGGCAUCGUGACGGAGAACAUGAUCGGCUGCACACCGUGUAACUGUGAUGGAGUGGGUUCGGUUCGUGACGACUGUGAGCAGAUGUCAGGGUUGUGCUCCUGUAAGCCUGGAGUUAAGGGCAUGAAGUGCAACGUGUGCCCCGAUGGGAGCAAGAUAGGAGCAAGUGGAUGCGACAAAGGACCUGAGGCACCCAAGUCUUGUGAUACGCUGGUGUGCCACUUUGGGGCAUCAUGUGUUGAGGUGAAUGGACAGGCUCACUGUGAAUGCCCAUCACCAGACUGUGAUGAGAAAAAAAAGACCAAGGUAUGUGGUUCUGAUGGGAUCACCUAUGCUGACCAGUGCCAGCUGAGAACGAUUGCGUGCCGACAAGACAUGGAGAUAACUGUGGAGCAUUUAGGCCAGUGCAGAGAAUCCAUUGAGCUGACGGCCAAACCUACCCACUUCCCAAACACCCCCCGCACCCCCCCUCCCUCCGCUUACGUCAAGAUCACCAGCCAGGACCAUGGCCACACCACCACCUUCACCACCGCCCCAAGCUUUCUCGAAGAACAGGACAGCUCUGUGGUGGAGGCACUGCCACCUCCGAGGGUGUUACAGGAUGAAAAGCCCUCCAUUUCUCCUUACACCCACGAGCCCUCCACACCAUACAAACCCACCCACACCCCGUCUUCAUCCCUGGGCUCAAGGCGUUUUUCCUUUGAGGAAUCGGGCAGUGGAGAGCCUAGUGGGGACGACGACAUGGAGGGUAGCGGCGUGGAGGCGAGCGGAGAUGAGCCACUUGGUACAACAGUAGCAACAACUACUCUUCCCACAGCCGAGGAAAGGUCUUCCUGUGACAACACUGCUUUUGGCUGCUGUCCUGAUGGGAAAACAGCCGCCAUUAACUCAGAGGGCACUAACUGCCCAUCCACCAUGCGUUUCAGUGGCUUCCUGCAUCUGGACAAGGUAGAGGGUCAGGAGGUCUUCUACACACCCGAGAUGGAGGACCCCAAGUCAGAGCUGUUUGGCGAGACGGCCAGGAGCAUCGAGAGCGCUCUGAACGAGCUGUUCCGUAAGUCUGACGUGCAGAAAGAUUUCCAAAGUGUCCGGGUGAAGAAUCUGGCCCCCAGCAACUCCAUAAUAGCCUUCGUAGAGGCCCACUUUGGUCCAGAUACAAGAUUCAGUGUGGAAGAUAUUGAGGGCUCUCUUCUUAAACAGCUCAAGGUGUCUAAAGACACUGGGAUCGUCGUGAAGAAACCAGAGGAAGAGAACAUUCGCAUCACCAACUAUGGUCUUUCGGUCGUUCCAUUCUUCACCACCACAACGACCACCACUGUUGCAUCUGUCACAACUCCAGCUGCCACAACGUUGCCCCCCACUUCUGCCUUCACCACGCUCCGGCCCACCACCAGACGACACUUCUUCACCCGCAGGACCACCACAGCUGCACCGGCCACCACUACUCCUUCUCAUCCCCCCACCUCAACAUUCUCUAUGAGGACCAGGCCAGUGGUACACGCGACCAGACCCUGUGACUCUCAGCCUUGCCGUCAUGGUGGUACCUGCCAGGAGGAGGGCAAUGACUUCACCUGCAUCUGUCCUGCUGGGAGAGGAGGAACUGUUUGCGAGAACGUUGUAACGUAUUUCACACCAUCCUUUGGUGGCAAGUCUUACCUGGCGUUCCAAACCAUGAAGGCAUACCAUACUGUCCGUAUUGCCAUGGAUUUCAGGGCAUCAGAGAUGACAGGAAUUUUGCUCUACAAUGGGCAGAAUGGCAAAAAGGACUUCCUGUCUCUGGCACUGGUUGACGGAAAGGUGGAGCUGAGGUUUAACACAGGUUCUGGGACAGCUUCAAUUGUCAGCACAGUCCCUGUACAAGCUGGUCACUGGCAUCAACUAGUGGUGGUCCGAAACAGACGUAAUGCCAUGCUCAGUGUGGAUACUGAGACGAAUGUCGAAGGACAGAGUCCCCCGGGUACAGACGGACUCAACCUGGACACGGACCUUUUUAUUGGAGGAGUGCCUGAAGAUAUGAUGUUAGAUGUAAAGGAAAGGACGUCCGUCACCACAGGCCUGGUUGGAUGCGUGCGCACGCUAGACGUCAACAACGAUUCCUAUAACCUUCAGGAGAACAAAGACCACGUUCUGUACGGCUCAGGUGUCGGCGAGUGUGGCAACAAUCCAUGUUUGCCGAACCACUGCAAGAACGGAGCCUCAUGUCAGGUCAAAGAAGCUGAGAUGUUCCACUGCAUAUGUCUCAGUGGAUUCUCCGGUCCAACCUGUGCUGAUGCACACAACCCUUGCGACCCAAAUAAAUGUCAUCCGUCGUCACGGUGCCAGGUCCUUCCUGAAGGAGGCUACAAAUGUGAAUGUCCAAUGGGCCGUGAAGGAAAGCAUUGUGAAAAAGUAUCAGACAAAGUUGGAGCUUUCAUUCCUUACUUUACCGGUGAGUCGUUCUUGGAGCUCAAGGGUCUUCAUCUUUAUGGCCAGGAUCUGAGACAAAAAUUCAGCAUGACUGUUGUCCUGCUGGCCAAUGACUCCAAAGGCAUGAUCUUUUACAACGGUCAGAAGACGGAUGGCAAAGGAGAUUUCAUCUCUCUGUCUCUGAAUGACGGUAUCCUUGAGUUCAGAUACGACCUGGGCAAAGGACCAGCUGUCAUCAGAAGUAAAGAGAAAAUCAAGCUGAACGAGUGGAACACGGUGAAUCUGGAGCGGGCCAGCCGUAAGGGAGAGAUCACCAUUAAUGGCAAAGACCCGGUCAAAGGAGAAUCGCCGAAAUCACGCAAGGGCCAGCACACAGAUCUCAACCUGAAGGAGUCUCUCUUCGUGGGCGGAGCUCCUGAUUUCCGCAAAGUAGCCAGAGGGUCUGCUAUUAAAGAUGGCUUCAAGGGGGCCAUUCAGAAGAUAACUCUGAUGGGUAUUCCAGUCCUGAAAGGUGAUAAUGCCCUUCAGUCCAGUGAUGUGUCCAUGUAUCCCUACCAUCCCUGCUCCAAAGAUGUUUGUAAGAAUGGAGGUCGCUGCAAUCCCUUGUUGGAGAGCUACGAGUGCGUGUGUCUGCAUGGGUUUGCUGGGGCACAUUGUCAAGAAGCAAUAUACGAGAAAUCUGCCGGGGACACAGAGGCCAUUGCUUUCGAUGGCCAUACAUUCAUCGAAUAUCACAACGGGGUCACCAAGAGCCAACUGACCAAUGAGAUCCCAGACCCUGAGUCACUGGAGAACCCAUCUGACCAGAGUGAGAAGGCCCUGCUGGUGAAUAAAUUUGAGCUGAGCAUUAAGACCGACGCUACCCACGGUUUGAUAUUGUGGAGCGGGAAGGGAGUGGAGCGUUCCGACUACAUCGCUCUCGCCAUCGUGGACGGACGGGUCCAGAUGACCUACGACCUUGGCUCAAAGCCUGUGGUGCUACGCUCCUCUGUGCGGGUCAACACAAACCACUGGAUACGAAUUAAGGCCAGCAGAGCGCUCAGAGAUGGCUCUCUGCAGGUUGGUAAUGAGGCAGCUGUCACCGGGUCAUCACCCCUGGCCGCCACACAGCUGGACACAGACGGCGCACUCUGGUUGGGUGGUCUGGAGGAGCUCACUGUUGCUCGCCGGUUGCCCAAGGCUUACAGCACGGGUUUUGUUGGAUGUGUUAGAGAUGUGAUAGUUGACGGGGUGGAACUGCAUCUGGUGGAGGACGCCUUAAACAGUCCCAAAAUAUUACACUGUUCUGCCAAAUAGUGCAGCUUCCCCUCUUUCUUUCCAACACCAUGUCUACUGCUGUAAUUAUUUUUCUAUUUUUUGUAUACUUUUCUUUGAUUUUAUAUUUGAAAAAUUACAUUGUUUUAAUUAUUUUUUUUUCUUUUCAUCUUUGCAUCCACACUUAAUCACAUCCUCAGUUGCAGGUGAACAUGGUGUCACAAGACAUGCAAAAUGCGUAUUAUUUCUGUGCCGUUUCGACGACAAACAAAACAACAUUGACUUGCUCAUUACUUGAACUGUGGCAGAUGAGGUCGGUGCUGUCUGGAUUGCCUUUCGGUGCCAUAACUCCCUCGACAUCCGGCAAUCAUCAUACAUUCCUCUGAGCCGUUGCUGCGGCCCAUUACUACGCGUAAAGAUCUAAAAAAUGACUUUCUGCUUCAUCGAGAUACGACGGCAUCCGUGAAAUAAGCUGAGCAAGUCUAUGUACGAUAUUCCUCAUUUAUGAAACCACUAACAGGGGUGAACGCUCAGUGAUUCAGAGCCUCCCUAGAUGAUAGUAGCUGACAUAAUAUUUAGCAUUCCUCAGAAUUCAGAAUUAUUUUCCUUGCAAAUGUCACUAUCGAUCUGUGAGAUGUAAUAAAUAGUAAAGAAAAACAUGAGACUGUGAAUUUUGAAGAUGCUAUUUUUUCGUUGCAAUGGUUUGUCUCAUGUGCUGUGUAUAUCUAAAGAGCAUUUACAUAUAUAUACUAUAUGACCACUUGUUGCAUGCAUCUUUUUAAGUGUUGAGUUGAUUUUCUCUUGGUUUUUUCAAUCUCCAUCAUUCCAUUCAGGGCAGAAAUGUAGCUAACCAGGAUGACUACAUUGCAAUGUAAAUUACCUGUAUUUCUUCUGUUUCGAAAUUCAUUCAAGUUGGGAGACAUGUUGAAUUUUUAUAAUAUAUUUGCUCAGAAUUGUCAAUCUAGACUUCUUGUGUACGACGGGAAAAAAUCAGUUGUUACAUCAACUCAACAUCGGGAGGCGCUGUAACACUGGAAGAGAUGAGAGAGACUCAAAGGACACAUCAGGUGGACGCAAACGCAUUGAAAUUCAUGGCAUGUUCAGUCAUCGAACAAAAAUUACGUGUGCACCGCAUUGUUUUCUAUCUUGUAUCAAAAGAAAAUGUUGCUUUUCAAUGCUGCCAGCACUUGCUACAAAGGGAUGGCGUAUGUUGUAGACCCCUUGCAUCCUAUGACUGUGGCCCCCAAAACAGCUGUUCGUGUCCCAGAAGUAACCAGUGAAAAUAGUAAUGCAUGGGUUUGUCAUGUCAAAAAUGGUUUUGUAACCUGUUCAAAGGCAAUGACGCAAUGCUAUGGUUUCUACUGCUCUCUCAGUGUAAGAAAUAUUAAGAGUUUGAUACCAGAUGCUUUGCAGUAUUCAAAAAAAUGGUAUAAAACAUCACAGUUUCUUUUUGUAAUUUUCUUUCUUUUGGGCUUUUUUCCCUCAGCAAAUUCAUUUUGUGUACAUUGUGUCCUAAGUUACUGAGGUUGUAGUAUUAUACACUGGAACCAAGUCUGACGUGUCUAUAAACAAAGCAUAUCCUGAUGUCGCAUAUAUGAGUGGUGGUAUCUGGGAAUCACUGAUGAUGUUUGUGUCUAGGGUUCAAACAGAAUUCACAGGAUGCCUAGUGUUAUGGACUAAGACCGGGAGCCCUUGCUUACUGCACGAGCUAUGGAUCAUCCACUCUUUUUGUGCCCUCAUCCCACUUAGAAGGACUCAAACUUUGUCUAUUUUCUAAUAAUGGAAGUUUUUUUUUGACAUCAUCCAGUAGCUUUGGUCCUGUACACUUGGAGUGCUCUUAAGGGACGAGGCCCAACGCCAUGAAGAUCUGCUGUGUGACUGGAAACUGAGAAAUGCCUUAAAAUCAUUCACCGUUCAUGAGUGACAAAAGUUUAUGUCCAAAUUGUUCUGUGCUCUCACUUUAGCCGAUAUAUUAGUCUCAAUACAUUUUCAUAAUGUAAAUGAAUUCAUAAAUGUUAAUAAUUAUAUUAAUAAUGCUUAUAAAAAUGUCCAGAAAGCCUCGAUAAUAGUGGUUCUGGACUCUACAAAAUACUAUUUACUGUACAAAUACUAUUUUCAGGAUCUUAUUUAUGUCUUAAGAGGAUUCCCAGGUUGGCAUUUGUAAACUACUGUUUUCAUUGAAUUCUACUUAAUGGGCAGUGCACAGAAUGAGAGGCAUGACAUUACCACUACUAACUUUAUUACCUGUGUCUUGUGUUCCAACCACCAUAAAAUAAAACGUCAAACAAAC